Molecule: messenger RNA, 6371 nt
Organism: Brassica rapa (field mustard)
Lineage: Eukaryota; Viridiplantae; Streptophyta; Magnoliopsida; Brassicales; Brassicaceae
Product: transcription factor MYB108
Biological process (GO): regulation of DNA-templated transcription
Cellular component (GO): nucleus
Molecular function (GO): DNA-binding transcription factor activity; sequence-specific DNA binding
Source: RefSeq, a predicted model, not a curated record
AAUUUGCCGUCAAAAAAUAUGUCAACAUUAUGUUGUUAAGUAAAAAGGGAAUUGCACACACAAAUUUCAAAAAGAAAAAAAAAACUAUUUUGGUUAAAUUGUCAUGAUUAUUUUGUGAGAUAAAUUUCCCAAAAACAUUUUAAAACAUGAUACACACCUUUUGAUUGUAUUAUCUUAUGUGGAAAUUAGAGAAGAAGCACACUACAAAAGGCUUCUGGCCCGUUCUUCUCUUAUAAGCCCAACACUUUAUUGGUGUGUGUGUGUUUUUAAUAGCAUAUACCACUAUUUAAUGUAUUAUAGAUUAAAUACAAAUAUUUUUUUAAAAAAUUAUUAGUUAUUAAAAUAAAAAUCCAAUGUAAAAUAAUAUUUUUUUAAUUAUUUUUUUAAAUCACAUUCAUUAAGGAAACAUAUGAGUAGAUUAUUAAUUUCAUGUAGCCAAGUUUUGUAGGCAAUUAGUGUUCGGCUAAACUCAUAAGCAUUCCACGUAGAGAAGUUGGAAUUUGUAAGUGUUGUUUAUUUUGGAACAACAAACGAGUUGGUGUUUGACUUCAAUAUCUAUCUCACCAACUUCGUGAAUCUUUCAAUGGCUAAUUUGUUUUUUUACACUAACUACUGUUAAUAUCACGUUGACCUCAUUUAACAUAUUCAGACUUUGUUCAUUCUCCAUGUGCAUGAGUUCAUCUUUGACUUGUUCGGACUAGAGGAUUUGUUUCUGAAUUCCAUUUCACUUGUGGAAUAUAUCAUAUGGUCAUUGAAGACCAAUGUUUCACAUAUCAAUAAAUAAACUACACUACUUUGUUUUUUGUUAUCUUUACCGACGAUUGAUGCACAAAUACACACAUGUUAAUCGUUGCAAAGUUAGUUUCGACAUCAACUAUUGUUGUAUAAUUCCUAUUUGAAUAAAAAAGACAAAGAGAUUCCAAAAGGCAUGAAUGGUUUGUGUGACUAAUUUGAAGAGAUAUUUCACUAGUUUGACCAGAGCAUAAUUAACUAAUUGUUAUUGUAUAUUAAUUCCAGUAGAGAAAACAAAUCACUCAUCUUAUUUAUUGAUGCUUUCACACUUCCAUUGUCAUUGUUUCAAAAGUCAUUUUAAAUAGUAUUUUUGUUGAUAGUCAUCUUACAUAAGAAAUCAUUUUUAGAAGAAACUUAUAUAUAACGCAAAACCCAAAGAAAUUAAAGCAAUUUUAAGUGACAUAAAAUGAGGUUAGUGAAAAAUGUAUGUCUUUAAACAAACUUUUAGAGAAAAGAUGAAAAGAAUAAUAAUACUUUACGGAACACUUGUGUUCUCCACUUUGGAGGAAAUUAAAUUGUUUAGAAUAUAAGUUUGAAGCUUUUUAUAAUCCUAAAUAAUACUUUAUGUUCUCCAUUAGCUUAAUUCUCUCUCAUAUUAUAUAUAACUUCACAUAUUUGCGUUCACAUUUAACAUUCCAUGGUGUGGGUCAAUAAAUUUAUAUGUAAUAUAAAGUACAUUGAGAUUAAUUAGUAUUAGAAGCUUCCAACCAGAAAUUUCACUAAUGCAAUACAUGUUUAGUACUUACCAACUCUUUAAUAUAAGUCAUCCCAUAUAUUCAACAAAUAAAAGGAGUAUAUUAUUAUGAUCAUAUUUUUGGAUGCUUAUCGUGUAUGUCAAACAGAUUUAAUAAUUUAUUUUGGUUGGUUCAUAAAAUAAUGUAAUGAUAUACUAUGCAUAUUAGUAGAUAUUUAUACAUGCAAUUUUCCACCCUCAUAUAUACAUGUACAUAAUAAUAACACUGUCAUAGAUACAUAUAUGUUUUAGGAAUUUGUCUUGGAUGAUUUAUUACAUUCUCAGAUAUUUCAAAAAAAAAAAUUUAACAUGGUUUCAACAUUGUGAGUUUUAUCAUCACCUGGUCAUUCUUAAUUGUAUGUUUACGAUUGUUUCCAUACUGGUUUUGGCAUGAAUAUUGUUUGGUUUUGUGAAUUUGCUAAGCUCCUAAUUAUGUAUUAAUUGUGUCUCUAUACCAAAAUGUUGCCGCAAAUAAAACAUGAUAAAAUGUAAUGUAGAGAGACCGGAUUUGAAAGAUAUUGGAUUUUUUAAAUCCGCAUACGGUCGUGUAUUUCAAAUAGCAAUAAUAAAGUGUAAAAAAAAAAGAGAAAAGUACAUAUUUUUUCAAAGUAAGUAAUAUAAUUGUCAAAGGAGUCGUUUAUUUAGUCCACUUCAAAUCAAUUGAUAAUGGAAUUCUACUUCCCUGCAUUUUCUUCAACACAAAUUUUAUUCCAAAUUAAGGGAUUUCUUAUUUUGUGGCCUUUUGUCCAACUGAGUCAUAUCCCGAUUGUUAUAAGCGUGGCUAGCGCAUAAUUUUCAUUUUGGUUCAUCUAGAAUUCUAGAUUCAUGGUUAAUGUCUAUCUUUUUCUUAGGAGUCACUCUGGAAACUGUAGGAUCAAACGUGUUUUCAUUUUAAACUAUUUCUUCUAGUGUUGUUUUGUUAAAUUUAUCUUCUCAUUUUUUCUUCCAAAAUAUGCAGUUUUAUAUGUUCACAUUAGUUUCGGUUUUGUUGAAGUACUUACGUCUUAGUUUGUAUAGAUAAAGCAUUUUACUUACUCUAUGAUUAAACUUCUUGGACUUGUUUAGUACAUUCUUGACCAUAUAACAUGUUAAAUUGCGGCGAAAUUACAAAGAAAAAGUGUAACGUUUUAAUGAAUUAUUAUACAAGAUAUAUACAUGGAUGUAUGAGAGCGUCCUUGUGUUGUUCUAACUGAUUCAUUUGGAUUUGUGCCUCUACUAAUGAUGCCCACAGGAAUUUGUUGCCACAUUGUUUAUUGAUUCACAAAUUUUGGCCUAAUAACAUAACUUAUGAAAACCAAGUAUACAUUAUUACCUCUUUAUUUUAAUUAUUUUAAUCAUUUUCAUUAGUUAGAUUAUGAUAUCGACCAACCAAUCAUGAUUAGACAUCAAGGCUUACAAGUCUUGCAAGAAAAGGAUAUAUUUCAGUCUUUCGGGUGUACGUGGCCUCGUGCUGAUAUGCCCAAUCCAUUGGCUGCGAUAAUUCUCUUAUAAAAAUAUAUUAUCUGGUAUUUAAAAGGUUCUUUACAGUUUCCCGUUUCUACUUACCCCGAAUUGGAGACCGAUGUAAAGGAUGUUAAGAAUCAAAAUAUUAUGGAUGCAGAUCAUCACAAUCAGUUGUGUCAGAGGUAGCUUUUUUAUAGGCAGAGAUAUAGCUGGUAAUAAAAUUUUAUUCGUCCAUAAGUAACAAUUUGGCUGUUUUGUACCCAAAAAAAAAACAAUUUGACUGUCUAAGUUUUAGAUAUCAUAGUUUUUCCUAACUUUUGAAACUUGCAAAAAUGAUUCUAUAUUGAAACUAAAGUAAUUAAGGAUUUUUGACUAACUAAAAUAUUUUCAUAUUCUUAGAUACCACAAAUAGAAAGGAAAGAGUAAUAUUAUGUUCAUAAGGUAGCAAGGACUAUUAUUUUAAAGAAGGAUGUGGUUCCCUUAAAGAAAGACAUGUGUGGAGCUAAAACAAAUUAAUUAUUUCUACAUACAUGUCUCAAUUAUAUUCUGUGUGUUUUAUAGUUGCGACUUGUGAGUGUGUAUCAAGUCAUUUACACUUCACUCACUUUGUAGUGACAACACGUGAUGUACGUGCCACCUAAGUUCUUUAUUUAUAAUAAUGUUUAGAUGUCUUCUAAACAAUAUGAAAGCCAUCAAAUUCAGAAUGUGCAUUUUUUUGCUGAAAUUUUAAAUUGAUUAUCAACAAAGAAAAAAAUGUUACAGACAACAACUGAGGUUUAUGCUUUCAAUAUGAAAGAAAAAAAACAUAUGAAAAGAAACAAUGAGGUUGGAGCUUAAGAAUUACUGGUCCUGCCAAGCCAAUGUUGCAUCAUGGUACUAUAAAACGCUGGCUUACGGUUCCUUAGUGAAGAAAUCCUGUUCCUGAUAGCCAUCAAAUUCAGAAUGUGCAUAUUAGUAGAUAUUCCUAUUUGGUUUUUGUGGCAAUGCAGAAUAUCAGAAUUUUCAUAUACCAUCAUCUAAGCGAUCGUUAUGUUCAGUUUCGUAUUAUAUGGUUUUGGUUGAAGUUUAAUGUAAUGCAAUUAUUUGAGAAAAAAAGUUAACUAGGCGAUCGUGAUUCGUGUAUAUGAAUAAACCGCUUGUUAUACCUAUAUCUUAAAGAUUAAACCAUUGGGUUUGAUAAGCAAAACGAGUUGACAUAUUGCCAAGUUGACAAGCUGAUGCAUUAGUAAUUAGUUAGGCGUCGUAUGCUUGUAGCUUUGAAUUUUGUACUUAAAUGUACAAGAAACUGUAGUGAAUGAUAUUUAACUAAUUACAACAAUUAAUAUAGUUGCUUCGAGCGUGGCUGCGGAGGCCGGAAGGUAUUUUUAGAGAGUGGUUCUGUUUUUAAUAAUUAUCGAUUAAUAUCGUGUAUUACGUUAUAUACGUUUGUCGGAAUAAGCCAGGCUAAGGUAAAAUGUUUUUUAAAAGAAUCAUCAGCUCUGCAAAGAGCCUAGCAAGCCAACAAUCCGCCACUACGUAUAUAAAUUCCUAUUAACUUAACAUGAAUCACAAUCAUUUUAAAUACAAAAUUAGAGGAAUCAAAAAUUAUAAAAUAAAGUUUUUUUCAAAAAAAAAUUAAUUAUAUAAUAAAGUUUUUUCAUGCAAUUUUUUCCAACUACUAUAAAGACUCUUUGUCUUAUUUCGUAAUAGUUUAUGUUUUUAAUUUGAAAGAUGUUAGUCCCAAAAAGAAUUAUAUAAUAAAUUAUAGGUAUUCAAUUUUAUAAUUUUCUUAAAAUGUGAAAUAUCCCUCGUUAAUAAACUAAUUCAAUAUAUUGAUUUUGCAAAAUAUUUAGGAUCGAACUUGAAAUCUCACCGGUAGUUUCCCUUUUAUGCAUCGUCAAUAUUAAAACAUAAAAAGAGUGAGUUUGAGUUUUUAAAAAGUUUACAAACAGAAUUCGAACGUAUUUAAUAAUAAAUAAAUAAAACACAGUUCCUAUAUUACGGCUGUAUAGUCCCUUCUUCGCACUUGUUCCAAAUAAUUUUAAAAAUAAAAACAAAAAUUGAAAACUAUCAUCUUUUCUCUUCUAUAAAACCCACAACUUCUUACUUUCUUGUGCAUCCAUAACUCAUCCUUUCUCUAUCUACAAAUAACUCCAAAAAUAUCAAUCUCUCUCUCUUCACAAAACCACAUAAAAAGGGUAGAAAGUCUCAAUCUCUUAGCUCAAGAAUCUCCUUUUUGUGGGUCUCUUCUGUUCAUCAAUGGAUGAGAAAGGAAGAAGCUUCAAGAACAACAACAUGGAAGACGAAAUGGACCUGAAGAGAGGUCCAUGGACAGCUGAAGAAGACUUUAAGCUCACCAAUUACAUUGCUACUCAUGGAGAAGGUCGAUGGAACUCUCUUUCUCGUUGUGCAGGACUCCAACGAACUGGUAAAAGCUGUAGACUACGGUGGUUAAACUAUCUCCGCCCUGACGUCCGCCGUGGAAACAUUACCCUCGAAGAACAACUCUUGAUCCUCGAACUUCAUUCCCGUUGGGGAAAUCGAUGGUCAAAAAUCGCCCAGUAUCUACCGGGAAGAACAGACAAUGAGAUCAAGAACUAUUGGAGAACGCGAGUGCAAAAACAUGCAAAACAGCUUAAAUGCGAUGUCAACAGCCAACAAUUCAAAGACACGAUGAAGUAUAUGUGGAUGCCUCGGCUUGUCGAGAGGAUCCAAUCUGCCGCCGCAUCAUUAACCUCGACCACAGGAUCAGCCACUACGUCAUCAUGCAUCACAACUUCCAACAAUGAAUUCAUGACGUAUGAUUACAACAAUAACAACUUCAUCGGAGAACGACUUGGUGUAAUGAACAACAACGAUUAUAUCACGCCGGAAAACUCCAGCGUGGCAGUGUCUCCGGUGUCAGACUUGACGGAUUACUACAACGCUCCAAAACCGAACCCGGAUCAGAAUUUGGUGGGUCCACAAAUGUUACCGGAUAAUUAUUUCGAUUAUUCUGGAUUACUAGACGAAGAUUUAACAGCUACGCAUGAGCAGAGUAACCUCGACUGGUUUGAAAAUAUUGAUGAAGUUGUUUCUUCUUCUUCAGAGAGUUUAUGGAACAUUGGAGAAAGUGAUGAAGACUUCUGGUUUUGUCAGCAGCAACAACAGUUCAACAAUAAUAACGACUUCUGAAUACAAAUUAAAACACACUAGAGUCUUUUAAGUAUGUAAAAGGUAUUUGUUCAAGGGAGUAAUUAAGGAUAAGGACUGUGUUUACGAUAAUUAAUUAUGAUAUAUGAUCAGCUUUUUUAUUCCAAGCUUGAUCAUAUACCAUGGGCGUUUAACAAAUCGCUUAAUUUGAUUAGUUUUUUUUUGGGGUGGGGAUUGUAAUGAUAUUUUCUGGAUAACUCAUAAGUAUGGAUGAAGAUUAUUUUAUGAUUUA